CGCAAAACAGACCCUUAAUUAUAUGAACUCAUCAGCUCAUCCUCCACCACCUCACCUCUCACGACUUCCAUUCAUCGCCGCACGGAUACUACAGUGCAGCGUUUUGUAAGCGUAGUCGCCGUCUGUCUGUCCUCUGUCACGCGAGUUCCAGUCCAGACCCGCUCCAAAUACGCUAGCCUCUCGGUCGAUCAGGCAGGAUGUGAGUAUCUGAUUUACUGAAAUCAGUCUUGCACCAUUUUUGUUUAUCUGAAGAAAAUUAGCUUGAUAAGCUAAAGUGCCUCACUUCCAUUGGACAUUGCUAUUCUAUUCAGCUUCUCCCUCUCCCUUCCAACACAAUCUGCCAUCAGGUUUUGGAAAACAUGAGUUCUCAUAAAAUAAAACCUCUUGUAGCAUUAAAUGGUACGGCUAAAGAAGCUGGCAUUGGACCAGGCAUUGGUUUAGUUGACAUAGGCGACAGCGAGUGUGCCUACCUUUUCCAAGUUUCUCUUCCCGGAGUUAGGGAUAAAGGAAAUUUAAAAUGCGACAUACAGAGAGAUGGGAAAGUGAACAUAGAAGGUGUGAUAACAGAGUCUCAUCAACUUUUAAGAAACUCGUCUGCGGGGCUGUAUCAGGUGAACGUUCAAGAGCUUUGUCCGCCCGGACCCUUUAGUGUGUCGUUCAGUUUGCCCGGGCCGGUGGAUCCCAGGCUGUGCUUUCCAACUUUCAGACAAGACGGUAUCCUGGAAGUCGUAGUAGUCAAGUUUGGUUUGCCUCACCACCUUGAAGGUGAAGGCGGCAGCUUGUCAGCAAAUUGGUCAAAUGGAUGGUUUCAACCGUCUUGACUGAAUAUUAGGGUCAGUGAAUGAUAGAUGCCUCUGGCUGCAGUUACCUUUUGUACAUUUCAUGAAGAAAGUAAUUAUAUAUAGACUCUAAGUUCAUCACCACUAUGUUUGAUGUAUACAUGCAGCCAUGCAUCUUGUUCUGAAACUACUUUUUAAACAUAAGAUUUUUAAGCCUGGCGGUGAUUACCACACUAAUUGUGCAAUGCUAAUUUCCUACCUUUGUGUUUUGUUGUGUUUUGCUUUGCCUAAAU
Molecule: messenger RNA, 1072 nt
Organism: Cuscuta epithymum
Lineage: Eukaryota; Viridiplantae; Streptophyta; Magnoliopsida; Solanales; Convolvulaceae
Source: the annotation of a GenBank genome assembly